AUGUCUCCAGAAAAGCAACGCGUCGGCGUUGGUUUGGUGAAGGCUUGCCGCAAAAGUUCAUCUCGUUUGAGCCGCCGGCAGCCCCAUGCAGACGACGACAGUGACGACGGAGCACGAGUAUUGGACUUGCGGGAGAAGCUACGAAAGAAGCGAAGUGAGGAAGAUACGUAUUCUCCCCUGCGAAUUGAAUUCGACAACGAAGACUACGAAGGCGGUGAAGAGUCUGAGUGAAAUCGCGUCUCUUUUUUUUUUUUUUGAAAAGUGAAAACAAACGCUUGGUUUUGUUCUGUUUCAUAAAUUAUCACGUUCGGUAUGUGUGUGUGUGUGUGUGUGGUGUUUUUGGCGCUCGAUUUCGCCGGAAUGUUUGCAGGGAGGUUUAGUAAAAAUUGGUUGGGAAAAUCUUGCUUAAAUA
This is a messenger RNA of Notodromas monacha, 412 nucleotides long. The record is from the annotation of a GenBank genome assembly. NCBI's taxonomy places the organism in Eukaryota, Metazoa, Arthropoda, Ostracoda, Podocopida, Cyprididae.